AUGUCGUUCCUCCGAAAAACCCAAUUCAACAUUCCCCUUAAUUCCUUCUCUAUCCUCCGCCGUUUCGCAACCCUAACCCCAAAACCCUUCCCCGACAAACCCACCGCCACCUACUACGACAACCUCGCCGCCGACGCAGCCAACGCCGGUGACUUCGAUUCCCUCCACUCCCUCCUCAACAAACGCAUCCAAGACGGUUUCUUCAACACCAAACGAACCUUCAGCUUCAUCACCAACACCAAUUUCACCCCUUCCUUCCUCAACGACCUCAUAACAACAAUUUCCCGUCUCAACCCCGGCUUCUCGCGACGAAACGCAUUUGAUUCACUCAUCACGCGCCUCUGCAAGCUAAGCCGCGCAGACGAGGCGCUCUACGUCGUCGAAUCCAUCUCGCGCGUGGAUAGCUCCGAGCUUAAAGCCUGCACUUUCCACCCAAUCAUAAGUUUCUUUACCAAAGAGAAAUCACUCGACCACGCGCAUCGCGUGGUUGAGACCAUGAACCGUCUUGGAGUUCCACCGGACUUAACGGUUCACAAUUAUUUUCUCACGACGUAUUGUUUCACCGGAGACACUGAAGCGGCAGUAGGGGUUUUAAAAACGAUCGAAAAUGAGGGUUUAAACGCUGACACGCGCACAUUCGACGCGCUUGUAUUAGGCGCGUGUAAAAAGGGAAAUGUGGAUGGUGCUAUGGUAUUGGUGAGGAGGAUGUUCGAUGAUGGAGUGCCGAUGUUAUAUUCGACGCAUAUGUUUAUAAUUGAAGCGAUGUUAAAGAUGAAUUGUUGGGAACAAGCAUUAUGUUAUGUGAGGUGUUUUAGUGGGAAAGAUAAGGCUUUGGAUAAUGAGCUUUUUGGGUGUUUGGGUGGGAAACUUGUGGAGUUGAAUAAGUUGAAAGAGGCUAUGGUGGUCUUUGGUGAAAUGGAUGAAAGGGGUUUGAAAAUGUGUGGGAAAAUGAGAGAGUUUUAUGAAAUGAAUGUUGGAGUUGGAAAUGAUGAUGUAAGUUGUAAAGUGGAAUUGUAG
Lathyrus sativus (Indian pea) is the source of this 1017-nucleotide messenger RNA. Lineage: Eukaryota; Viridiplantae; Streptophyta; Magnoliopsida; Fabales; Fabaceae. The record is from the annotation of a GenBank genome assembly.